AUGAAGCGGGAAACGUUCAACUUUCUAUGCCGGACUCUCCAGCCGUACCUGGAGAAGGAGAACACAAAUAUGAGACGAAGCAUAGCAUUGGACAGGAAAGUUGGGGCAGUGAUCGUGACACUCUCCUCCCAAGCUGAACUUCGUAUUGUGGCAAACUUAUUCGGGAUUUCAAUUGCUUCACUGUGCAUCUUCGUUCAAGAAACUUGCAAGGCUAUUAAUACAGUGCUCGUGCUACGCUUGAUCCGACUUCCCAAUGCAGACGAGACGAGGAGGAUUAUGGACGGUUUCGAGCGAAACUGGGGGUUUCCGAACAGUGCAGGUGCAAUUGAUGGCACACAUAUUCCAAUUAUGGCCCCAAAGCGCUACAAACCUGAUUACUAUAACAGGAAGAGCUACCACAGCUAUAAUGUCCAAGCAUAUGUGGACGACUGUUAUAGAUCCAGGGAUGUGGUUGCUGGUUGGCCCGGAAGUGUGCACGAUGCACGGGUUCUUGGAGAAUCGAAUCUAUUUGAUCUUAGGGAGGCAGGAAGGCUGUUUCCUGGGGUCUCAAAGAAUGUGAAUGGGGUAAAUCUUGCCCUAGUUAUAUUGGGGGAUCCAGCCUAUCCUCUCCUUCCAUGGCUGAUGAAACCUUUCCCUGUGAACGAUCGCACAACUGAGGCACAGAAAAGGUUUAAUUAUAUGCAGAGCCGGAACCGAAUGGUGGUUGAGAACACAUUCGGGCGUCUUAAAGGACGCUGGAGACGUAUUUUGAAGAGGAGUGACUUUAAAUACCUAAAUGUACCCAGUGUAAUCUUGGCCUGUUGCACCUUGAACAACUUGUGUGAAGAUCAGGGUGAGGACUUCCCUCAAAUCUGGCAUGAAGAAGUGGCGGCAAGGAUUGAGGAGCUCAGAGUACCAGUUGUAGAUCUCGAAGAAGACGAUGAUGUUCAGGAACAAGAUGCUGGUCGAAUAAGGGAUGUUAUAAAGGACUUCCUGGCCGUGUGA
Molecule: messenger RNA, 984 nt
Organism: Lineus longissimus
Lineage: Eukaryota; Metazoa; Nemertea; Pilidiophora; Heteronemertea; Lineidae
Exons: 1
Coding region: 1-984 (327 amino acids)
Source: RefSeq, a predicted model, not a curated record